This is a messenger RNA of Hemisphaericaspora subhashii, 1788 nucleotides long. It is a transcript of the gene PDE2, whose product is annotated as 3',5'-cyclic-nucleotide phosphodiesterase. Gene Ontology annotation, biological process: signal transduction. The transcript has a single exon. Gene Ontology annotation, molecular function: 3',5'-cyclic-nucleotide phosphodiesterase activity. The record is from RefSeq and is a predicted model, not a curated record. Lineage: Eukaryota; Fungi; Ascomycota; Pichiomycetes; Serinales; Debaryomycetaceae. Bases 1 to 1788 code for a protein of 595 amino acids.
AUGGUUGAAGUAUUAUCACUAGUAUCACAUCCGUCUAGGAUACCCAAUACAAAAUCCAGAAAGUUCUUUCAAAAAUUUCGAGAUUUGGUUCAUUAUUUAAUUCAAAAGGCAAAUGCAGAAACUGAUUCAAAUCAUCCUAUUGUCAUUAUAAUAUCUCAAGAAGAUAACAGAUCUACCUCAUCAUUAGAUUUACUUUUAUUUAAUGAGAAGUUAUUAUUAUUACGAUAUUAUUUUGGCCAUUUGAAUUUAAUCGUUUGUAAUGAGUCAGUUACUCUGAAACAUUUAGAAGCACCAAUAGAACAAGUUACACAUUUGAUUACUAAUAGAAUAUCCCGAGUUGAAACUUGGACCGGAACAGGACCAAAUCCAAUAAAUGACAAAUAUAAUACAACCACAACUGUUCAUAAUGCCCAUCUGCAUCAUGAUAAUCAUCAAAAUAGUAAUAACAUUCAUCCUCAUAAUAAUAGUAAUAGCAUAGGCUUUGUACCGCCAAAAGUAUCUGGUAUUAUCCCUACCAUGACAUAUAUAUUAAGCAACAACUGUACAAAAGCCGGAAGCACAUUUAACACCCUAACUCAUUUCAAAGACCUUAUUCUCGAUGAAAUCAAUAUGAUUGAAUUAUUAUCAAAUCAUGACCCAAGUCAUUUAUCCCAAUUAUGUCAUGCCGUUGGAAAUUGGGCAUUCCCUGCACAUGAAUUAACCAAUGAUGAUUUAGUAUAUUGUGCAUAUUUAAUGAUUCAUUAUGCAUUGCAACAAAUUGAUCCUAAUCAAUAUCCCGGAUUGAAAUUUCUUAAUAAGAAUGAGUUAUUGGGGAUGAUAUUUAUGGUACGAGAUACUUAUAAGAAUGGGAAUCCAUUUCAUAAUUUCCGUCAUGCUGUUGAUGUCCUUCAAGCUUGUUUUCAUUUCUUGGUUAGAUUGGGAUGUUUACCCAAAUUUAAAUAUUUGACUACUGAUCCUGAAGUGGAAAUCGAAGAACAAGAACCAACAGAUGGUUCAGUUGAAGAUCUUCAGACUGAAUUGGUUGUUGCUGAGAAUAUUAAUGGAAGUGAUGAUGACAAGAAAGAACCAUGUUUGAAUCCAUUACAAACUUUGGGAUUAUUGAUUGCUGCAUUAGGACAUGAUGUUGGACAUCCUGGGGUAACUAAUUUAUUUAUGAUUAAGAAUGGUGCACCAGUUUCAUUAAUUUUCAAUGAUAGAUCAGUAUUAGAAUCCUAUCAUUCAUCAGUAUUUAUUAAUAAGAUAUUACGAGUGAAUUGGCCAAGUUUAUUAACUACCAAAACCGAUGAAGAAUCAGGACUAACUAUUAGAGAAUUGAUCAUCUCAUCAAUAUUGGCAACUGAUAUGGGAGAACAUUUUGAAUAUAUUCAUAGAUUAAAGAAUUUGACUACUCAUCAUGAUGAAUCGAUUAAUUACAGUAGUAAAGUGAAAUUAAUUGCUUCGUUAUUAAUCAAAUGUGCUGAUAUUUCUAAUGUAACUCGACCCUUACGAGUUUCUGCUCAAUGGGCAUUGGUAUUAGCAAGAGAAUUUGAUGAAGUUGCAUUAUUGGAUUCUAAAUUAAAUGAAGGGAAAGAAAUUGAUUUUAAUUCAGAAAUUUCUUAUAAUCAUGUUGCUCAUGAUUUAAAUGAUAUCUUAAAGAUUAAUCCAUGUUUACAUAAGGGGCAAAUAUUUUUUAUUAAUACAUUUGCUGAGAAUUUAUUUAAUAAUAUUGCAGAAUUAUUACCAGAAUUGAGAUAUACUUGUGAUAUAAUUAAAGAGAAUAAGGAAUUUUGGUUGGCUAGAAAUAAUUAA